GCUUACUCACCACCACACUAGAGCCUCAAAGAACGCACCUUAAAGGACAAGAAAUGGCUCACUCCAGCCUCCUCUUUGUUUUCCUACUGCUCUUUCUCGCCUCCAAUUCCAGCUUGCAAUCAACGACGGCGGCGCAGUCCCACGACGGUGAGCUCGCCACACUCCUUACAAUAAAAAAGGACUGGGGCAGCCCUGCUGCUCUCAGCUCAUGGAGCUCCAGCAACCCUGCCUACUGCAACUGGACAGGGGUGAUUGGCUGCAAAAAUGGCCAAGUCACCGCCCUGUCCAUCCGAAAUCUCGUACCCAAUCCGAUCCCAGCCUCCCUUUGCAGCCUCAAGAACCUGUCCUACUUAGACCUCUCCGGCAACAACCUCACCGGCGAGUUUCCGACGGUGCUCUACGGCUGCUCGGCCCUGCACUUCCUUGACCUGUCGAACAAUCACUUCUCUGGCGCCCUCCCGACUGACAUCGAUAAAUUGUCCUCGGGGAUGGAACACCUUAACAUGUCGAGCAAUGGUUUCAUCGGCAGCGUGCCGCCGGCAAUUGCCGGGUUCCCGAAGCUCAAGUCGUUGGUUCUUGACACCAAUGGCUUCAAUGGGAGCUACCCGAGCACUGCCAUCAGCGACCUCGUGGGGCUCGAGACACUGACGCUGGCAAUGAACCCGUUCAUGCCAGGGCCUAUCCCGGACGAGUUCGGCAAGCUGACGAAGCUGAAGAAGCUAUGGCUGUCGGGGAUGAACUUGACUGGUGGCAUCCCCGACACACUCUCAGCGCUCACUGAGCUAACGGUGUUGGACUUGUCACAAAAUGAACUUGAGAGCGAAAUCCCGGCGUGGGUUUGGAAGCUUCAGAAACUCCAGGACCUUUACCUGUACGCCAACAACCUCGUCGGAGGGAUCGGGCCGGACGUCACCGCCGUCAGCAUGCUCGAGCUUGACCUGUCUGAAAACAGGCUCACCGGACCAAUACCGGAGACCAUCGGCAACAUGAAGAACUUGACCUUGCUGUACUUGUACUUCAACAACAUCACCGGGCGGAUCCCGGCGAGCGUCGGUUUGCUCCCGAGCCUCACCGACCUCCGGAUAUUUAACAACAUGCUCUCCGGCCCCCUCCCGCCGGAGCUCGGGAAGCACUCGCCACUUGGCAACCUAGAAGUGUGCAACAAUUUCCUCACCGGCGAGCUCCCAGACACCCUCUGCUUCAACAAGAAGCUCUAUGACAUCGUGGUGUUCAACAACAAUUUCUCCGGCGUGUUCCCGGCAAGCCUCGGGGAGUGUGACACGCUGGACAACAUUAUGGCGCACAACAACCAUUUCACCGGGGAGUUCCCGGAGAAGGUAUGGUGGGCGUUCCCCAAGCUGACCAACGUCAUGAUACAGAACAAUGGCUUCACCGGCACUCUGCCCAGUGUGAUAUCCUCCAAUAUCUCACGAAUUGAGAUGGGGAACAACCGGUUCUCCGGCUCCGUGCCGGCUUCCGCAACGGGGCUGAAGAAAUUUGCGGCGGAGAACAACCAAUUCUCUGGCGUGCUACCGGCAAAUAUGUCAGGGUUCACCAACCUCACCGACAUGGACCUCGCCGGGAACUGGAUUUCUGGCUCGAUUCCACCGUCCAUCCGAUCAUUAGGAAGGCUGACUUCCCUGAAUCUUAGCAGCAAUCAGAUAUCCGGCAAGAUCCCGGCGGUGAUCGGGUUGCUGCCGGUGCUCAAUAUCCUUGACCUCUCCAACAACUUGCUCAGCGGCCACAUACCGCAGGAGUUCAGCGACCUCCAUCUCAGCUUCGUCAACCUCUCGUCCAACCAACUCACCGGCGAGGUCCCCGAGUCGCUGCAGAGCCCGGCGUACGAAGGGGCAUUCUUCGGAAACCGUGGCCUCUGUGCCACGGUGAACCUGAACAUGAACCUUCCGGCAUGCCGUUACGGCGGCCGUAACCGUAACCAGAUGUCGACAGGCCUGAUCAUCUUGUUCUCGGUGCUUGCCGGCGUCACCCUCCUCGGUGCCGUUGGCGUUGGGUGUCUCAUCAUCCGGCGGCAGAAGCGCCAGCAAGACGUGACCGUGUGGAAGAUGACGCCGUUCCACGCGCUCGACUUCACGGAGUGUGACAUACUCACCGAGCUCCGGGAGGAGGACGUGAUCGGCAGCGGUGGCUCCGGCAAGGUGUACCGCGUCCACCUCCGCGGCCUCGGUGGCGCCGGCAAGGUGGUGGCCGUGAAGAGGCUGUGGAGCAGGGGGAAGGCCGACGCGAAGCUCGACAAGGAGUUCGCCUCCGAGGUGAAGAUCCUCGGAGACAUCCGGCAUAACAAUAUCGUGAGCCUUCUCUGUUGCAUCUCAAGCGACGUCACGAAACUUCUGGUGUACGAGUACAUGGAGAACGGCAGCCUCGAUCGGUGGCUGCACCCGCGAGAGCGUGCCGGCGCGCCGGCGCCGCUGGACUGGCCGACGCGGCUGGGCAUCGCGAUCGACGCGGCAAAGGGCCUCAGCUACAUGCACCAAGAUUGCGCGCAACCCGUCAUGCACCGGGACGUGAAGUCCAGCAACAUUCUGCUCGACCCGAGCUUCCGCGCAAAGAUAGCCGACUUCGGUCUGGCCCGGAUCCUCGUCAAGUCCGGCGAGCCGGAGUCCGUGUCCGCCGUCGGCGGCACCUUCGGCUACAUGGCUCCAGAGUGUGGACGCGGCGCGAAGAUGAACGAGAAGGUGGACGUGUAUAGCUUCGGCGUUGUGCUGCUGGAGCUGACGACCGGGCGGGUGGCGAACGACGGUGGCGAGGAGUGCUGCCUGGUAGAGUGGGCAUGGCGGCGGUACAAGGCCGCUGGCCCUCUGCACGACGUCGUCGACGGGAGCAUCAUCCAGGACGGGGCAGCGUUCGUGGAGGAUGCCGUGGCCGUGUUCGUUCUCGGCGUGAUCUGCACCGGGGACCACCCGCCGUCGAGGCCGUCGAUGAAGCAGGUGCUGCAGCAACUCGUCCGGUACGACCGCACCUCCAGCGUGGCCGGCGCGUGCCGGGACGAACUCGAGGACAAGGGCGGCGUGCGGAUCCCUCAGGGAAAGAAAGGCGGCCAGGCAGACAAGAGCUCGCCGGACACCGGAGUGUUUUGGGAAGGCGACGGGGAAGAGAGCGGCAACUUCGUGGCUCAUCCCGUUUAAAUGUUCUUUUUUUAUAUGUGGCAUUUAAGGUAUGCAUCGUGCAUGUGGCACGAGUUUGUUAAGCUGUAAAUUAUGUAGUUGAAUGCUAUCUGUACUGCAAUUACAUCAUGCA
Molecule: messenger RNA, 3255 nt
Organism: Phragmites australis (common reed)
Lineage: Eukaryota; Viridiplantae; Streptophyta; Magnoliopsida; Poales; Poaceae
Product: receptor-like protein kinase 5
Exons: 2
Coding region: 54-3143 (1029 amino acids)
Biological process (GO): protein phosphorylation
Molecular function (GO): protein kinase activity; receptor serine/threonine kinase binding; ATP binding
Source: RefSeq, a predicted model, not a curated record